AUGUCAGAAGAGCCGACUGAGCGCACGUCGCUGCUUGGACGCUCCAGGUCCCAUGUCAAGAUAUCCGACGACGUGCCCGACUCGCCACGUACGCCGCGAACCUCGCGCAACGUCCAACUGCCGGCCGGCAGUAGCUUUCUCUCUACUACUGCGUCCACCAGGCACCACAGCCGGGCUGGGUCGUGGGGUACGCGCCUGAUCAAUGCCAUCUCCCAGCACCAAGACCCCAUGUCCGAGUCCAAGGCAUCCUUAUAUCAAGAUGACCGCGUCUGGUACGACCAAUUUACCUCCACCGACUGGGUACACGACAGCAUCGCGGAUGCCUACCGCGCCAAGGCUCUGCGGAGCCGCACCGACUUCUGGGGCCGCCUAUAUCUCGUCUUCGACGGUGCACAGGGCUGGAUUCUGUCCGCCUUGGUCGGCUUUGUUGUUGCCGUUAUAGCCUACGCCAUCAACGUCUCCGAACAGGUGCUCUUCGAUUGGAAGGAUGGCUACUGCCAGACGAGCUGGUCUAUGAGCGAGAAGAGAUGCUGCCCGCUGGGCGACUGCACCGACUGGGUGUCUUGGGCCGAAUACUUUGCUGACUGGCCUUUUGCUUCCAAGUGGAGGGAAUGGGUCGUCUAUGUUGUCUGGGUCAACCUGUUCGCAUUGUCUGCGUGUCUGCUCACCCUCACCACCAAGACCGUCGUCCCCUCCGCCUACAGGCUUUCCACACUGGACGAGAAUCUGGCUGCAGAGGCUGCAGUGUUGGCAGACAACGAGCCCGAGCCUGAGAACGGCGACGCUGCUUCACCCCGUCGCCAGGGCACUUCGCCUGCUCCCACGGCACCGCCCAUGAUCUACUACUCGGCUGCUGGCAGUGGAGUCGCCGAGGUCCGCGUCAUCCUGAGCGGUUUCGUGUUGCACGGCUUCUUGGGUGUCAAGACCCUCGUGAUCAAGUCCGUGGGCCUGAUCCUCAGCGUGGCAUCCGGCUUGAGUCUGGGCAAGGAAGGGCCCUACGUCCAUAUCGCGACUUGCGUUGGCAACAUCGCCUGCCGUCUCUUCGAAAAGUACGACAGAAACGACGGAAAGCGACGUGAAGUCCUUUCGGCAGCCGCGGCAGCAGGUGUUGCCGUUGCCUUUGGUGCCCCCUUGGGCGGCGUCCUGUUCGGGCUGGAAGAGGUAGCCUACUUCUUCCCCGCCAAAACCCUCUUCAGGACCUUUUUCUGCUGCAUAAUCGCCGCGCUGACCCUGAAAUUCCUCAAUCCGUACGGGACCCACAAGAUCGUCAUGUUCCAAGUUCACUACGCUGUUGAUUGGGAGUACUUUGAGCUCGUCUCCUUUGUCAUUGUUGGAGUCCUGGGCGGCGUCCUCGGCGCCUUGUUCAUCAAGGCCUCCAGGUACUGGGCUAGGACUUUCCGCAAGAUUUCCGUCAUCAAGAGGGUACCCGUCGUGGAGGUCAUUCUGGUGGCCCUGGUCACUGGACUGAUGGGGUACUGGAACGGGCUUACGAGGCUGCCGGUCGCGAAACUGCUGUACAAUCUUGCAGCUCCUUGCGAUCCAAAUGAUGAUAGCCUGGACGAGCUUGGCUUGUGUCCAGAUACGAGGGUGGAUAUCCCUCCCGUUCUACGAAACUUGCUGGUUGCUUUCCUCAUCAAGGGCUUUCUGACGGUCAUUACCUUCGGUAUUAAAGUCCCAGCCGGUAUAUAUGUGCCUUCCAUGGUGGUAGGCGGCUUGAUGGGCCGAUUGAUUGGACAUAUCGUUCAAUGGCUGGUCAUGACGUUCAACACAUGGCCUGUCUGGGAUCGAUGCUCGCGGAUAGGGGAUGCUACCUGCAUCCAGCCUGGUGUUUAUGCCCUGAUCGCGGCCGGCUCCACCAUGUGUGGUGUGACUCGGCUCUCUGUCACCUUGGCUGUCAUCUUGUUUGAACUCACUGGAAGCCUUGAUUAUGUGCUGCCAUUUUCCUUGGCCAUUCUUGUUGCAAAAUGGACAUCGGAUUUCAUCGAGCCACUGAGCAUUUAUGACCUUUUGACGGAGCUGAACUCGUAUCCUUUUCUCAACAACAAGCACAAACCGAUUUUCACGACCGAACUCGCAGACCUCGUGCCCAGGGUACGCCGCGAGAGGAUAAUCGACGUAACCAGUUCUCCCCUCGUUUCAGCCGCCAGCCUGAGAAGCAAGCUCGAACGUCUGCAUGCUGCUGGCGAGAUCGACGGUGGCCUGCCUAUCCUUAGGAACGGCGUGCUGGUCGGGUUGAUACCUGCACCAGACCUGGAAUUCGCACUGGAUCAGCUCGCGGACGAGGGUUCAGACUUGUGUCUCAUGGCUCAAGUGCCUUCCAUUGACGACUCAGACGAUGGUGGCCCUGAUCCCACUGACUUCACAAGAUACAUCGACCCGGCACCUGUGGCUCUGGAUAUCCACUCUCCGAUGGACCUUGUAUACGAGUGCUUCGUAAAACUGGGUCUGAGAUAUAUCUGCGUCCUCCGUGACGGGAAAUACGCGGGCAUGACACACAAGAAGACCUUCGUCAAGUACAUGAGAGAGCUGGAGGAGAAGCAUGGCCAUAUGUAA
Molecule: messenger RNA, 2553 nt
Organism: Diaporthe batatas
Lineage: Eukaryota; Fungi; Ascomycota; Sordariomycetes; Diaporthales; Diaporthaceae
Exons: 7
Coding region: 1-2553 (850 amino acids)
Biological process (GO): transmembrane transport; chloride transport
Cellular component (GO): Golgi apparatus; membrane; early endosome
Molecular function (GO): voltage-gated chloride channel activity
Source: RefSeq, a predicted model, not a curated record